AAGGAGCAGCGAGCUUCCGCACCGCUCCUCCGCCUGCUGUCAAACGAUAUAUCCGCAAGCCAGCGCCAUGCUAUCGCGCUCUAGAUGUGUAUACCGGACAUUUGGCCGUUCUCUGUCAGCGGUGAGCCAGGUCAAUAAUGUCCUCAUCCGACAAAGUGUGUCAGGCCUCUCUGUCUGCAGCCGGCUAGCUUACAGGAAUUCCCAGCCAUGUGAAUUUCCAUCAUCAGCGAGUGUCUUCCACAUCAGAUGCUUCAAAACAUCCGCUGCUCACAGGGAUGAAGUAGUGACAGUCAAAACUCCAGCAUUCGCAGAAUCUGUUACAGAGGGGGAUGUGAGGUGGGAGAAAGCCGUGGGCGACUCAGUCACAGAAGAUGAAGUGGUGUGUGAAAUUGAGACUGACAAGACCUCAGUACAGGUCCCUGCCCCAGCAGCUGGUGUCAUUGAGGAACUGCUGGUGCCUGAUGGAGGGAAGGUAGAAGGAGGGACGCCCCUCUUCAAACUCCGGAAAGGAGCCGCUGCUGCCAAAGCUGCUCCCUCCCCAGCUGCAGAAGCAACGGCUGCUGCCCCUCUGCCACCACCACCACCACCUCCUCCAGCUUCAGCCCCCACUGCCAUGCCUCCAGUCCCCCCAGUGCCAACACAGGCUGCCCAAGCCAAACCUGUUUCUGCUGUCAAGCCUACUGCUGCAGCUCCAGCACCAGCUCCUCCAACAGCAGGAGGCAGAGGAGAAAGCAGGGUGAAGAUGAACCGCAUGAGGUUGAGGAUUGCCCAGAGGCUGAAGGAGGCUCAGAACACCUGCGCCAUGUUGACCACCUUCAACGAGGUGGACAUGAGCAACAUUCAGGAGAUGAGGACAGCCUAUAAGGAUGCUUUCUUAAAGAAGCACAACAUCAAACUGGGUUUCAUGUCUGCGUUUGUGAAGGCUGCAGCAUAUGCUCUGACUGACCAGCCUGCUGUCAAUGGCGUUAUCGAUGAUACAACCAAAGAGAUUGUCUACAGGGAUUAUGUAGACAUCAGUGUCGCUGUGGCAACUCCAAAGGGGCUUGUUGUUCCAGUGAUCCGUAACGUUGAGACCAUGAACUUCUCUGACAUUGAGAAAGCCAUUAAUGCACUGGGAGAAAAGGCUCGUAAAAAUGAGCUUGCUGUUGAAGACAUGGAUGGAGGCACCUUCACCAUCAGCAACGGUGGAGUUUUUGGCUCCUUGUUUGGCACACCCAUCAUCAACCCUCCACAGUCUGCCAUCCUGGGCAUGCAUGGCAUCUUUGACCGACCUGUAGCCAUCAAUGGCAAGGUGGAGAUCCGGCCCAUGAUGUAUGUGGCGCUGACCUACGACCACCGACUCAUCGACGGCAGAGAAGCUGUCACGUUCUUACGCAAGAUCAAAGCGGUGGUGGAAGAUCCGCGAGUGUUGCUUCUGGACAUGUGACGUUUCUACCACCACAUUACUCUAAUUUAAAGAAAGCUCAGUGGCAUAAAAUGAACUCCAUGUCACAGAAAAAGAAAAGAAAACAAAAACAAAAACGCACAAGACGCACAAAAUCGCCCGCACAACCACUGUUGUCUUUUUUUUUUUUUUUAUCUGUUCAGUCAGACUAUGGUGGGACAUCGAGGUUGUGUUCCAACACUCCAUAUGGAGCUUAAAUAUGUGGUGUGACCUGUAGAGAGUAACUUUAAGUACCUGCAAUUAUAGUAUACUUAACAUGGGCCUUAGCUAAAUAGCAACAAAGCUAAAAGAUUGCCACCAUCUAUCAAUAACCAUUUUGCAAAAUUAGACUUUAGCAAAGUCACAUUUAUGUUACUCUUCUUAAAAACUGGCUUGUACAGGCUUAAAAUGCUGAAGGUAAUUUUUACCCAUGCUCUUUCAGAUGGACGUAUGAAGCAGUAGAUGCUCGCAGCGUCCUUGUCACAGUUGUGUAAUCGUGAAGCAAAAUGGAUUUUCCAGGCUACAGUUGGCUUCUUUCUCCCCCUGCUCAUUAGUUGGUGCUCCUGAGCCACUUUUUCCACAGCUGGCCCUAACGUAGCUCGCUCAGAUUAGUUCAAGAUGGUUUUACUGUUGACACAGGAUUGAAAGAAGCCCUCGGUUUGCUGCUGGCCGUCGUUACUGGUAACAGAUUGGAAAACAGAAAGAGCGACCUCUCUGUCGAGCGCGUGUUUGGAGGUGAUUCAGUUCGCUUGUGUUCCUGCUUCGCACAGUCAUCCGUCUCCUGUCUUCUUCUUUGACUUUGUGUUACGCCUGCCGUGCUGCAGAUUCUUUGACCAUCACACUCUCACAGAAAACAUUGAUCAAACUUAUAUUACAAACAGUAUGUUGUUGCUUUGUGGGCUGUAUGUUGGGAUGUGUAAUGUUAAAAAGGCUCAAUUUGGCAGCAGGUUUUUAAGUUGAGCUCCAAUGUUGGAUUGUCUUUGUACUAUCCUAUAUAUCAAAUUCUUGCAUCUAUUUAAAGAAACAGUUUUAAACAUUAAACAUCUCAAGCGUUUUACGUACUAAACCUUGUCUUGCACAUUUACUUUACAAACAGUACAUGCUCGGUGCAUUACCACAGGUCCAACAAUGACGUUGCUGUUACUUGAUACAUUUUCUGUCAAUUGACAAAUCCGUUAAUCUGCAACAAACCUGGCAAUCAGUUGUCUUUUUGAAAUACGUUCUGUGCUAAAGUGGAAGAAUUUUCCGCUUUCAGCCUCUCAGAUGUGAAGUUUUCCUGCUGUAGUUGGUCUUAUACAGUAUGAUCAUAAGUUUAUCUGUUUAGGUUGUGGAUUGUUGUUCGCACGAAACAAGACAUUUGAAGAUGAUGCCAAUCAAUCAUCAGAUUCCACAUUAGUUGAGAGCAGGCAUAACAGUUUCAGCCCAGUUAUUGUUUAUGCUGCAGCAGAGGAAGUGCUGACCUGAACUUUCAUCCUCUAACAGAAAUAUGACGACGGCAGAAUAAAAGCACGAGGCCGAGGCAGGGAACGUCUUCACGGUCAACCUUGGCUGCAGCAUUUUAUCUUGUGCCAAAUCUAUUUUGUCUAUUUUAAUCUUAUUUUGCUCGCGAAUCCUCCGCUGCAGUUGCGUUCAGUGCCAAAGGCUGAUCUUCAAAGCCUCAUUAGCCAGCCUACCGCUCGGCUCUUGAGAAGCUCUAAAUAAUGGGAUCAUCUCUGACAAAGUCUUAAGGGUUGAUCGGCCCUUUCUCCCACUUCACAAACACAGGCUCGAGUGCGUGCAGCUGUGUAUGAUACCCCUUCAGUAUUUCUGUUUACUUUAAUAAUCACAGGGGACAAUGGGUCCUAAUGUACGUCUUUGUUUCUCUGCCAGCACCUACACAAAUGUCUGAACAACACUGUUUGGAGGAAAAACACAGAAUUCAUUACGAGAGCACAAAAAACCCAAACAUUAGAUUACCAUGAGAAUACUGGAGGUCCUAAUGGGCCUGAAUACAGCAAACAAUGAUACAAGGGUUCCUUUAAUUUAAUUAUUUACUUUUAUUACCGCUCAAGAUUCCAUUAGCGCUUUCGAGAACAUGCUAAUUGGCAGCGUGUGCCAGGGGGUGCAUAGAUAUCUGAAGGGUUUGUUGGCAGGUUUUUGUCUCGUCUUCAAAAUUUGGCCAAAUCUGUGAAUUUCCAAUUGGACUGCUCAAUAAGAUGUGGGUUUUAAGUCUUUGUGUUCAUUCAGAUGAAAGAUGGCCCAUUAGAAAUUGGCAGCUAGCUGUUUGUUUUCAUUAAGCCACAUCAGAGAGAUAAUUUACCUAAAUUAUUCUGUUAUUUUUUCUGUCUUUUAAAUAGCUAAUGAUAUCAAUGUCAUGAUAUAAAGAACUGAAUUCUGAUCCACUUUGGAAAAAGUGUGGUUUGAGUUUAAGGUGGUACUAACGUUAACAACCAAAACUGUUUAUAUUUUCAUCCUCACUUUUAAUGUAGAACAACCUAUAAAGUUUCCUCUGUAUGAAAAGUACUCUUCUAUGUGUGC
Molecule: messenger RNA, 3940 nt
Organism: Chelmon rostratus (copperband butterflyfish)
Lineage: Eukaryota; Metazoa; Chordata; Actinopteri; Chaetodontiformes; Chaetodontidae
Product: dihydrolipoyllysine-residue succinyltransferase component of 2-oxoglutarate dehydrogenase complex, mitochondrial-like
Exons: 15
Coding region: 68-1426 (452 amino acids)
Biological process (GO): tricarboxylic acid cycle
Cellular component (GO): oxoglutarate dehydrogenase complex
Molecular function (GO): dihydrolipoyllysine-residue succinyltransferase activity
Source: RefSeq, a predicted model, not a curated record